AUGAAUCGGAAGAGGACAUCGACACUGUCCUUUAAAUCUCCUUUACUAAACCGUGAUGAGUGUGAUAGUCCAGUUCAGAAGAAGAGUUUUGUUCCACCCGUUUCGUCUGCGACUCCUUCGAUCCGGACUCAAUCCUCCAGAUUUGUGUCCCAAAGUUACUUUAGACAGCCAUAUAAGAUGAGUUCUGUCGUUCCAAAAAUCUCUACUCUUAAACCAUCGGUCCUACAAAUGAAGUCAAUAAAGCCUUCAAAAUCCGUGGAAUCCACAUGCGCCUCUUCAAAACCAAGAGUUCUUGAAUGUUCCUUUAAGCCAGCCGAUGCAAGUCCAUCUAGACAUUGCCAACAAAGUAAGUCAGUGUAUUUAUUUCAAUUAAAGUUUUGAAUACAGUAUCAUCCAAUAAGGGGGAGAUCUCAACGGAACUCCAAACACUUGACUUCCAAACGGCCAGCCAAGCGCCCAUCAAAAUGUUAGCGAGCAAAUUAAAUACUGCCAGAUCUUUGCUCAGAGAUGUGGAUAUUACAGUAAGUAAACUCAUUACGAAUUCAGUUACCAUAAUUUAUUCUUACAAUUAGGCUAAAGAGGAGGCAGAGAAUACAAAUUUGAUAUCUCAUGGAAUCCAAGACUUCCCGGAUUCAUUGGAGCAGGAUCUGGACAUUGACUGGGCUUCCGUAGGCAGGUCAAUAGAGGAAAAGCUGAACGAGACGGUUUGA
Messenger RNA from Bursaphelenchus xylophilus (pine wood nematode), 710 nucleotides. Lineage: Eukaryota; Metazoa; Nematoda; Chromadorea; Rhabditida; Aphelenchoididae. The record is from the annotation of a GenBank genome assembly.